GAUAUAUGCAGAUUUUGAAUCAUUGUUAGAACCAACUGAAAUUAGUAGUCAUACUGAUACUUCUAGUAGUAGUGAUACUGAUGAUUCUGAUACUCUUAAUAGUCCUAUUACUCCUAACACUAUUAGGUUGCAACAUCAUAUUCCAGCUGCCUUUGCAUACUAUAUUGUUUGUAAUGCAGAUCCAAGUCAUAAUCGCUAUGUUUCUUAUCGCGGUACUGAUUGCGUUGACAGAUUUAUUGAAGCAAUAUAUAAAGAUGUUGCUCAUAUUCAUAGGGUUGUUACCAAAAAUACUCCCAUAAUAUUCAACAAAAAUGACGAGCUAAAUUUUCUGAAUGCGGUGCGAUGUCAUAUUUGUAACCAUUUAUUAUUUUCUGAUAGGGUCGUGAUCACUGUCACAUUACGGGAAACUACCGCGGCGCAGCCAGGGACCGGCCCGCUAUCCCUUAUAAGGGGUUUUGUAAGGGUUUUGCAUAAGGCUUAACUCACCAGACCCUUUGCCCGUCGAAACCCUUUCAUUUUGCUUUUAAAGCCCUUAUAUUAAAGCUAACCCUUUUGAGUAAUCGGUAUCCAAUACCCUUACAAAACCCUUAUCAUCCGCUCACCAACACCUUGCAUAUCGCUUAUAAGGGUUAGCCUUAUAAAGGGCUUCCCUUUCAGCAUAUAAGCGUGCUAAUUUAAAUCGUCUACCUUGUUCAUAAAGCACACAUUACUCCAAAUCGAAUACUAAGCGAUCGCCGGCGGCGGCGGCGUUCUUUGAUGUUCGCGCGCUUCCGAAUGAUCGAAGCCGCUGUAGGUGAAAUACGGUUCAAUUUUCAAUGGCAAAGAGUUGUGAUUGGCUGUUGCUUUGCGCGGAUCGAGCGCAUCGUCACGUCGCUUUUUUCUUCAGUCUUAGACACGCGCCAAUGUUAUCACUACUACUUACUCGUAAUUGACAGUGUUUGUUUUACAAAUCUACUACGUAAGUGAGGACUGAAGUGACCAUUUUUGUUAUUAUUGUUGUCCACGCCGUUGCUACUACAUACGAAUCAUACCUACGAUGCCAAAAGCAAAAGUUGACGCUGUUCACCGGUAUUUUUAUUUGAUGUGGAAAGUAAUAAAGGCCAAUGUACAUUAUGUGGCAACAAGCUAAAGGGAAAACACACCAGCAACCUCAAAUGUCACUUAUCAACAAGGCAUUUACCGGAAUACAAUGAAAUUAUACAUAUAAAUAAAUCAAAUCAAGCAUCAAGACUUUCAGGCGAGAAUUCUACAAAGAGUGAGGAUGAGAAUCGUGUAGAAAAUCUUAAAGAUUUAUGCAUGCAGUUAAUUGCCGUCCAUGGUCGCCCUCUUGCAUUAGUAAGUGACGUUCCGUUCAGAAAAUUUAUGAAACUGGCAGCAACGGCACCAAGAGUAACAAAACCAAUAGAUUUAAAUGCUCAAUCUCAAAUCAAAGUAAUAAACGAAAAAUCAGUUCGGGCAUUGAUACCAGAAACAGCGUACCAAAUUAAGUUAAAAAUUGCUUCGGAGAUUCGAGAAAAAUUGAUCAGCCUAAAAGUAGAUUCAGCUACUUGCUCGGAACGCAAAUUCUUCGGAGUUAAUAUUCAGUAUCUGAAUAACGAUAAGAUUAUAGUCAGAAAUUUAGCAAUUGCAGAAAUUUUUCAAAAUCAAACGGCCGAAUUUUUAAAAGAAAAACUGUUAGAAAUACUAUCCGAGUUCUAUAUUUCGACUGAUCAAAUUUACUCUUUGACUACUGACAACGGGUCAAAUAUGAAAAAAAUGGUUAAAUUGUUAAAGGGUAAUUAUUGUUCCGAAGACUUAUUUGAAGACACUACAGAUAAUUCUGACCCUGAUAUGUCUAGCGAUGAAGAAGAUGAUCAGCUGAAUGAAGUAUCAGAAGAAACUGCCAAUUUCGAGUCGACUUUGCUACAAAAUGCUGUUAGUAAUGACACUCACAAAGUGAGGGGUAUGUUAUGCGCAGCACACACUUUACAAUUAGCAAUUAAAGACGCUAUCAAUGAAAGUGUUGAGGUCCAAGUAACUUUAGACCUAGCCAGGAAGAUUGCAAAGAUUCUGCUUAUUCCAACAAACAGGAAUCUAUUGAAAAUAGCACAUUUGAAAGUACCUAUUAUUGAUUGCGCAACAAGAUGGACCUCAAAAUAUGAUAUGCUCGUACGUCUUCAAUCAUUAAAAGAAUUUUGUGAAAAUAUACACGAGGUUUCCAGAUUAGCCUCAGGUCAGUUUUGGGAAGAAAUCGAGCAAUUCAUAACUUGUCUGAAGCCGUUGUAUGACUGCACUCUCAUUCUUCAAAGAGAGCAAUUAACCGUGGCACACAGGCGGAUUUUCCUAAAUUUCUGGCCAAAAGUCCAAUGUACCAAAUCAACGAUAAUAGUCACGUGACUUUAUUUUUUGUAUCUGUAUCGUUCCUAAGAUUGAAUGACAACCCUCAUAACAAUUUAAACGAACGUUUUCAUAACUACCCACAUUAACGAAGUAUCGACUUCUGACCAAAGGUUAAUUACUUGUUAAAACUAAGUGUAUUUAUAUAACAUAUUCUAUUGUUUUGAAGUUGUUUGGUGUGAUUUAUAUAAUGGAUUGUGAAGCUGGAGGUAUGUAACUAUAUAUUUAACAUGAAUGUUCAUACUUUUCAGUUUGUUUAUACACAGGAAAAAAAAAGUUAAUUUACAAUCGAAUUUUUACCUGUUGGUUACUUAUAUUAGUGUAUAAAGUUCAAUAUUCAAUAGAAUCUGACUACUGAAUGAAUAUUAUAGUAAAGACAAACAUAUUAGCUAAACUAUUUUGAUAGUUUAGGUUGCUAAUACGUGCUAAUUUGUUUUUUAUUAGACAAUUAUCAGUUGGAAGUAAAAAUCACGAAAACAGUUUUUUUUUAUUUUUUCUUUGUUUUUAGGUUCAUCUUCUGAGAAUAUCAUUAUAAGUCGUCGACAAUUGCUUGCAUAUUAUAGAACUGCCAGUUCCAAAUAAAAAAAUACCUGGACUUUUUAAUGAUGAAAUGAAAGGAAAAAUGAUUAAAGAGUUUGUAGGGCUGCGUUCAAAAGUUUAUUGUAUUAAAACCAUUGAUAAAGUUAUUAAAAAAGCUAAGGGUGUGAGAGAACCUUUCAUUACAACAAGCAAAUUUAAGUUUUCAAAUUACGAGAAAUCAUUAUUUGAAGGAGAUGUAAUAAAAAGAAGAAACAUUUUAUUUAAGUCCAUUAAGCACAACAUAUUUACCGAAAGUGUAAAUAAAAUUGCUCUUUCAGCUAAUGACGACAAGCGUAUGAUUUCUGACAACCAAAAAUCCACAAAAGCUUGGGGACAUAUCUCAAUACUUAAUGUUUAAUUGUUAAUUUAUUGACAUAAGCAUACAUAAAUAUUAAGAUUUAAACGUACUGUAUUUUUGACUCCAUUAUGUGUAAUUUGGUUAAUAUUUUACUGAUGAAUGAUGUCUUA
Cydia pomonella (codling moth) is the source of this 3423-nucleotide messenger RNA. RefSeq lists its product as uncharacterized. The transcript has 2 exons. Gene Ontology annotation, biological process: regulation of transcription by RNA polymerase II. The record is from RefSeq and is a predicted model, not a curated record. Gene Ontology annotation, cellular component: nucleus. The coding region runs from base 1297 to 2376 and encodes 359 amino acids. NCBI's taxonomy places the organism in Eukaryota, Metazoa, Arthropoda, Insecta, Lepidoptera, Tortricidae.